Symbiodinium sp. CCMP2456 is the source of this 909-nucleotide messenger RNA. The record is from the annotation of a GenBank genome assembly. NCBI's taxonomy places the organism in Eukaryota, Dinophyceae, Suessiales, Symbiodiniaceae.
AUGGAAGAUCUCCAAAAGCAGCUUAGCACCUACAGGCUGGAGCUCGCGCGCAUGAAGAGAGAGUUGACAGUUUGUGAUCAACAAGAUGCGGCCUUGACCGAGACUGCUAGAAAUUUGGAGGCUCGGAAAGAUCAAGAGGGAGACGCUGCCGCGACCAGACGAACUCUUGAAACGAAGCUCCACGACAUUAGCCAUUUCAAAUCUUCGAAUCAGCGGAAACGAUUGCAGUUACUCAACUCACGGGAUGAAACCGAGCGCAAGCUGGUCAACCUCACCCAGGACUUGACCCUCGCAUUGAACAGGCAGCAGCAGUCCGACAGCCGUGCCAGAAUGAUCAGAUCUCUUCACGGAGAUGCAGGCAGCAAGCCGGGCGGUGUAGAUGAAGCCGGGCUUAAGAUAGCGGACAUGAAGCGCCAGGAGCUGGCCGCAACAGAGCCGGUUCGACUUUCAGGAUCUGGGCGGUUCCAUGGCCUGCAUGAGAUCUUCGAGGUGUCAGAGCGUGCACUUCAGGACGUGUCCAGCUCUCUGAAGGAGGCCAGGCGAGCUUCGCAGCUUCGCGAGGUUCGUGCCGGCCUCGGCUUCGGGAGCGUCGAUGGAUCACUCCAGAACGGAGCAGAAAGAAAGGAGCUUAGGUCCUUGCACCUGUUGCUUUGCUGCUUGCGAAUUUAUAUCCAGCAUCAAAGAGAGCUUGGCAAAGGGGCCGCUGCCAGCUCGGGUGACGGGAUUGUCUUGGAGCAGGCGCUGGAGGACAACUUGCAGCUGCGCAAGGAGCUCAAUGCUUUGAUUCAGGAAAAGCGGGAAAGAGCCGAGAGCGGAGCAUUCAGUGCUGAAGGAACUGAAGUAGCCGAAGAAGGCCUUCUGCAGUUCUUCCAGGAAGCCGCGCUCCUCCAGCCGGGGUCCGGCACUUGA